Molecule: messenger RNA, 4343 nt
Organism: Camponotus floridanus (Florida carpenter ant)
Lineage: Eukaryota; Metazoa; Arthropoda; Insecta; Hymenoptera; Formicidae
Gene: mesh
Product: protein mesh
Exons: 14
Coding region: 87-4124 (1345 amino acids)
Biological process (GO): cell-matrix adhesion
Source: RefSeq, a predicted model, not a curated record
UAUCGCAUGUUACUUGAAUCUGAGUUCAGUUUUGUCGUGCGUACUAAAGUAAUUAGUUCGUAUCGUUUCAUCGCUUCAUCGCGAAAAUGCGACCUCGAGCAUCGUGGAGGAAGUUCGAUUGCAUUUUUGUGUUAACGAAAUGGAUCAUUUUUUUCACUUGCCUCCUUUCGUUAAUGCCAAAUGGUAUUAUCGCGCAAAACAAGACAUUCGAGGAUUUCUUUGGAUUGGCUUCACCCGAGUCGACCGCGAGUUAUAAUGCGGAAGAGAAUAUCGAAUUGUUGCCACACGAGAAAGAGGCGGAAGCUCUAACGGAACUCGAAGAUCUCGUUGUGGAUGAGAAGGAUUUAACUUCAAUCGAGAAAAAAGAUGAAGAGAAAAAUCCGAUCGAAAUUUUGCCGGAAAUUAAAAAUGUUUUCGCAUCGAAAAAUGACUCCGAGAAAGUAACGGUUUCGCCCUUCGUUCAAGUUAUUUCUGGUAAAAUGGCAAACGAAAAGAAUGGAAAAUAUGUAAGAUACGAUUCGAACUUACCUGAGGCUGAUAGAUAUGCGCCACGUCCAGAAGACAAUCCACCUUUCUAUACAAUAACAGAUACUAGAUUGAAAGAAAUUCGUUCUCAGUUCAUGUAUUGGUAUUUUGAUAAAGGUGGCGAUAAUGAUAUAGGAGAUUAUCAAACGCCUUUGCAGGCAACAACAUUGCAAAUCCAUAAAAAUUUGAAUUUUCAAUUACCUUUCUUUGGCUUCAGAUUUAAUUAUACAAGAUUAACUGUUAACGGAUACCUGGAAUUUAGCGAUCCACCGGAGUAUUUUACGUAUCCUCUCGUUUUUCCGAUUAAAGAUUGGCCUAAGAAAAAUGAUCCUAGCUUCAUCGGCAUCUUCUUCAGUAAAUGUCGUAUAGGAAGAUUAAGAGAAACCGAUAUCGAUCGAAGGAAACCGGGAGUAUAUUUUAGACUCGAGAGGGAUUUGCAAGGGAGAAAUGAUCAAUUUGGCGUAGAGAUGCGAGAGCGUGUCAUGUGGGACAUACGUGAAGGUGUUGUCGGGGCUGAUUCUUUCGUGCCUAAACACGCCCUGAUAGCAACCUGGAAAAAUAUGUCCUUUGCGGGUGGCAUCGGCCAAGCCCUUCAAACGACUAACACGUUUCAAUUGGUUUUGGCUACCGAUGAAGUUUUUACUUACGCUAUAUUCAAUUAUUUGAACAUAAAAUGGACCAGUCAUACGGAGGCAGGCGGCGAUACGACACAAGGCGAAAACGGAGUCCCUGCAUACGUGGGUUUCAACGCUGGAAACGGUACUCAGAGCUAUGAAUAUAAGCCUUACUCUCAGGCGACCACAAUUCGUGAUUUAACGAGCAGAGGAUGGGCGAAUGGUUUUCCAGGUCGACACAUUUUCAGGAUAGACGAAAAAAUCAUGUUGGGCACUUGCAAUAAGGACAUUGCCGGAGCACACUUGCCGCUGGUUUUCGCUCCGGAAAGCGGAAAUAUGUUGGGCGGUACCAUCGUCAAUAUCACAGGACCGUGCUUCAACGAGUCUCAAAAAAUCAAGUGCCGUUUCGAGAACGAGGUUGUUAUGGGCACGGUAGUAGAUAGAAACCGCGCAAUUUGCGUACAACCGUUCUUAAAAUACGAAGGCUACAUUCGUUUCUACAUUGCAAUCGAUAGUGGAACUUAUGAUUGGAAAGGCAAAUAUUUCGUCGAAACCCCAGCUACGGCAACGGAGAGGAUCUUUUUCAGCGACAAAGAGGCCGUUCACAAGAAAGAUCCCGCGGAAAUCAAAUUCACAUGGAACGCGUAUAAUUUGACGACCAAUAUAGCAGCGGGGGUGCAAAUCUCUUUGUGGGGAUACAGAGAAACCAAGACGAGGCCCGAAUUUGAAUUUAUAACGACUUUGGAGAGAUCGCAUACUAAUAUUGGUAGUUACAUCAUCAAACCGGCCAAAUACCGAGACCAGUAUAAUCCAUAUCAUAGCGACAUGAUUUUUGGUUUCAUACAGAUCAAUUUGACUGAACCACAAUUGUACUCUGGACUCUCGAUAACACCGAGCUUGUGGAGCAGGCCAAUUCCGCUCGGUUGGUACUUUGCUCCUCAAUGGGAACGACAAUACGGCUCGCGAUGGUCUCACAAACUCUGCGAUAAAUGGAUUAUGAAUGACCGAUAUCUUAAGAACUUUGCCGCUGAGGUAGCGCUUUGUCCUUGCAUUCUGGAGCACGCUCUCUACGAUAAGGGUCGCUUUCUUCCGGAUUACAAUUGCGACAAAGAUUCGAAUAUAGAUUGCUAUUAUAAUCAUUAUGCGUCUCACUGCGUGAGAACAGGCGCACCCAAUUUGGACGGUUCGGAACAACAAUGCUGUUACGACAAGAAUGGUUUUCUGAUGUUAACUUACGAUCAGCAAUGGGGAUCGCGACCUCAUCGAUCGCAUAAUUUAGGCUUCUUUCCAUGGAACGAGGCUAACAAGGUACCAACUCUUUCGCACUGGUAUCACGACGUGGUACCUUUUUAUACGUGUUGUCUUUGGCAAGAGGAACAAGCAGUCGGUUGUGAGACAUUCCGAUUCGAGAGAAGACCAUCGCAGGAUUGUAUUGCCUAUCAAUCACCAGGGGUAGCGACGGUAUUCGGUGAUCCUCACUUUGUCACGUUCGACGGUGUGGAAUAUACUUUUAAUGGUAAAGGUGAAUUCGUUUUGUUACGAGUAAACGAUCUUAGAGACAAACUCGAUGUGCAAGGUAGAUUCGAACAAAUGCCCAUCAACGCUUAUGGUCCAGUGAGGGCGACACAACUUACCGCGCUAGCAGCGAGAGGAAAUAACUCUGCCACCAUUGAAGUUCGCUUGAGACCCCCAUAUGCGCAAUGGAGAUAUCGGCUCGAUGUUUUCGCAGAUGGCCAAAGAAUAUAUUUUGACAGGCAAUCCUUGAAAUUCCAACAUUUCCCUGGGGUUGUUGUUUAUACUCCCACAUAUAUAUUGAAUCAGAGCGAAGUUAUUAUCAUGUUCGACACUGGUGCUGGCGUGGAAGUCGUGGAGAACGAGGGUUUCUUGUCCACUCGAAUGUAUCUUCCGUGGUCGUAUGUGAAUAAAACUAAAGGAUUGUUCGGAAUUUGGAAUUUUGAUAAUACAGACGAUUUGACAAGUCCGCAAGGAUAUCAAGUCCCUAUUAAUAGCGUGAAUCAUUCGGAAACUAUUCAUAAAGAUUUCGCGAUACAUUGGAUGCUAGAAGAUAAAGAGAGUAAACUAUUAGGAGCGGCUUUGUUCCUUCGGGAAUUUGGUCGAACAGCGAGUUAUUAUGCUAAUCGCACAUUUGUGCCGGAAUAUCGAAAAUACCCAUCAGAGAUACUUCCAGCGAACAGAACACAUGACAUAAAUCGUGCGCUCGAUUUGUGCGGCGAAUCGUAUCAAUGUCAAUAUGAUUACGUUAUGACUUUAAAUCGAGACUUAGCGCACUUUACUAAGAAUUAUUACGAUACUUACACCCAAAUCAAUGCGUUAAAUAAAAAGGAAAUUGUAUCCUGCGGUGUAUUGGAAACACCCCGGUUUGGACGUAAAAGCAAUUUCCUGUUUAUCCCGGGGACGAAAGUGAGUUUCGAAUGCAAUCAGGAUUUCAUACUUGUCGGUGAUCAACGUCGGGUGUGCACACCGGAAGGCCGAUGGAACACUCCGGAGUAUGGAUAUACGGAAUGUCUUCGUCACAUCGAGUACGUUCAACGUACAGCGUGGACCGUAAUGGGCAUUAUUAGCAUCGUAUUAAUUCCCGUGGUGGCAUGCAUCGCCGGUGGUUUCCUUUAUAUGAGAAGGAACCAGAUGCAAGGAGGUUCCAUGAAAUCAUGGCGCUAUUCUGAGCGCGAGUCUGGUACCGACAACGAAUCUACGUUGAAGCAGACCGCGCCGUUAAAGUCAUAUGACGAUAGGGCCAUUACUCCAAUUAGCGAUACUAGCACAAUUGAAACUAAUAGCGGCACUAGGAAGCGUCGUAGUUAUGACAGAGUAUACCGUACACAUGAACCUUUACCUAAUAGACCGUACAUUGACUUUGAGGAUAAAGAAUUUGAUCUAAAGGAGCCCAUUUCACCCACGGGGUCAGAUUCGGGCGCGGAUUCGAUUAGGAAAACGGGCAGUCCCGCUAAAGAAAGUGACGUUUAGAUGACGUUUGUUUCAAUAGCAAAUUCAAUAAUAUUAUAAUAGAAACAAAAGAUAUAUUCUGAUAAUAAAAUUACUUUACGACGCAUCGUUAUUUGGAUUUAAUACAUAUGCGUGGAUGAUAUUUUGAUUUCAAAAAACAUACAUUUUGCAUAUGUCAAAUUAAUAGAUUAAAUAAUUUUAACAAAUUAACCAUAAAUAAGCCAUAUAUGUUCAUUAAAU